Molecule: messenger RNA, 1637 nt
Organism: Phoenix dactylifera (date palm)
Lineage: Eukaryota; Viridiplantae; Streptophyta; Magnoliopsida; Arecales; Arecaceae
Biological process (GO): negative gravitropism; response to red or far red light
Source: RefSeq, a predicted model, not a curated record
CAUAUCUCAUCCCCACUCAGCUCACCAAACCAAAAGAAUAAAAUAAAAGAGAAGCGGAGCUGCGGAAGGGAGAAGGCGACGGCAGACCGACGCCUCCGUCUUCCUGCAAUCCCAAGACUGUACCUGUGCCACAACAUAGAAAGAGGCUAUGGAGAAUGAAGUUGAGGAUAGGGAGUUGUUGACCCUGAAGAGUCAGCUCAAUGAGACAAACAUCACUUGGAAGCAGGAGUUGGAGAGGCAUCAAUCUCAAGUUGAAACUUUACAAGAAAAACUUUUGGAGGUUAAGGCUAACAUCCAAUGUUCUGAGGAUGAAGUGAACAAAGAGUUAGAAUUUCUUUGGCGCAGAGUCAAAACUACCACAACAUUGCUGACCUACUUGAAAUCAAAGGCGAAAAUUAUUUCUGUUCCUCAUUUAGCCUAUGCUUCAUGUGGGAUUAAACAUCAAGAGGGGGUAGGGUUUAUUGACAAGCAUGGCAUACCAUUAUCUGGUUGGUCUAAGGAUAUUGAUCUUUCUUCUUUUGAAAGUUCAGACGAGGAGAUGCAUUUGGCAGGUACCAUUGACCUCGGAUCUGUUGAUGCUAAUGACAGAGCCUAUAUUGGCAACAUAUUGAAGUUAGUUCAUGUUGUAACGGAUGUUAUGGAAUCUCUUGUUAAGAGGGUUAUAAUGGCAGAAAAUGAAGCUGCUACUGAAAAAGAACAAGUGAAGUUUGGUUUGGAAGAAAUUAAAAAGAAAACACUCCAAAUUGAGAGCCUGUCGGCAAAAGUUGAAGAGAUGGAGAAGUUUGCAGUGAGUACAAAUAGUGUUUUGAAUGAAAUGCGGCAGAAGGUUGAAGAUAUGGUGCAAGAAACAUCUAGACAAAGACAACGGGCUGCAGAAAAUGAACAGGAGCUUUGUCGUUUGAAGCAGGAUUUUGAGUCACUGAGAUCCUAUGUUAGCAGUCUCAUCAGUGUUAGAGAAACCCUUCUUUCAUCAGAGAAGCAAUUUCAGACAAUUGAGAAACUUUUUGACAGGCUAAUUGCCAAGACCACUCAUCUGGAGAAUGAGAAGAUGCAGAAAGAGGCUGAAGUUCAGAAGCUCAUGGAGGAGAAUGUUAGUCUGAGAGCUUUGUUGGACAAGAAGGAGGCACAAUUGCUGGCCAUGAAUGAACAGUGCAAGUUCAUGGCAUUGAAUAAUUCUAGCAUAUAGUUCAUCAUUUACAAUCCAUUUUUCAAACCAAAGGCUGCCUUAUAAUGAUUCACGGGAGGUGGAGAAGCAAGACAAUCAUUUUCGAGGAUAUAUGGACAUGCUUGUAUUUAUGUCUUGCCUUUCCUUUUCAAUUGAAUCUCAGAUGGCUACUGAGUAGUUCUUAAACUUCUAAACCUUUGGAAUAACAUAAAACCUGCUGUCAUUUGUUGAAGAAAACAGCCUACCUGAAUUGUAUAGUCUUCUGUUUGCUCUUGGGUUAUGUGAUGUGUCUGUAUUAUACCUAAUAAGAAAAAGAAAAAAAGAGAAAUCUUUAUUUUCUGUUAGUUAGAUCAAUUUUUAUUGAUGUGUCCCAUGUUGAUAUACCGUGUGCCGAAUAUAGUAUGAGAACAGUGGAACCUUUUUGUGCAAGUUUUCAAUGAAAGGUGUCCUGUAAAUCAUGUGGUUUUUCUUU